GAGCCUCUCUCCCCCCCGAGGCUGAGAGGCGGGGGCAGCGACUGUCCCGGCCGGCGCUGAUCUCGAGCGGCGAUUGGCCGCUGUCUACGCUGACGUCACGAUCAUGAUGAGAAUUAAUGAUCGGAGGCGCUGAUUUCAUUGUGACGCCGGGACCGACCCAGCCGAAACCGGCUGAAUUCGGAGCCCUGGGGCCCCCCGUGGCCGCCCCGCCCGCCCCACAGAGCACGAUGAAUCUGCGUUCUGUAUUUACUGCAGAACAACAGAGGAUAUUGCAGCGUUACUAUGAAAAUGGAAUGACAAAUCAGAGUAAAAAUUGCUUUCAGCUCAUAUUACAGUGUGCACAAGAAACUAAGCUGGACUUCAGUGUAGUCAGGACGUGGGUUGGAAACAAAAGAAGAAAGAUGAGUAGUAAGAACACCAUGGAUUCUGGAGGAAGCCCAUCUGCCACAGCCAGCAGCACAUUGACAGUGCCUCCGGAAGUGGCUGUUCAAAACGUGGUCAGCAUCGCCCGUUCCCAGAGCCAGCAGUCCUCGUGGACGUCCUCCAACAACGACGUCAUAGUCACUGGCAUCUAUAACCCAGCUACUUCAUCCAGCCGACUGGUCUCCAGUAAACAGACUAACUCCCUGAUGAGCGAUAUGCAUAAAAACUCCCUGUCAAGGUCCGCUGGGAAGAGUGAUCCCGAAUUCCAGCGGCAACACAUCGCGGUGACCCGCCAAGCUCCCCACUGUAAAAACGCUUCGCUGUUCCUGGGUGAGAAAACCAUCAUCCUCUCCAGGCAAACCAGCGUGCUGAAUUCAGGGAAUUCUAUUUAUAACCACACGAAGAAAAGUUAUGGCGGCUCGUCGGUUCAGACGGCGGAAUUAGUGUUACCUCAGAAGCCCGUCUUGUGCCACCGGCCGUACAAAAUGGACCAGGUGGGCUGCCAACGGUUGCAAAAACCAGAGCACCCCAUCCUCGCUUCCUCCGUUCCAUCCGGGCAGAGAUCGAACAUUAGAGAUCCUUCCUGCAGCACCCACAAUUUGGAAAUCCGAGAGGUUUUUUCAUUGGCUGUGACCGACCAGUCCCUGGGAGGAAGCCGUGAGAAGGCCCUGUCAACUUCUGGAGAAGGCAGUUGCCUGUCUAUCGCGAUGGAAACCGGGGAUGUGGACGACGAAUAUGCCAGAGAGGAAGAGUUGGCCUCCAUGGGUGCCCAGAUACAAAACUACUCCCGGUUAACCAGCACGCCCCUCCGCGUCGAGAAUCCGGGAUCCGUUUUUUUGGGCUCGGGCAGGAGCAUGGGUUGCAAUUCGCAUGUGCUGAAUGCGAGGAACUUGCACAACAAUAUCUUGUAUCACAACAGAGACUAUCGUUUACCUUCACGGACUUCGUUGCAUAGCACAUCCAGUACGCUCUAUAGCAGUUCCCAUCCAUCAAGAAGUAACCUUUCUUCUCAUUUUGCAGCAUCCAAUCAACUAAGGCUAUCUCAGAACCAAAAUAAUUAUCAGAUUUCAGGAAACCUUACUGUGCCUUGGAUUACUGGGUGCUCCAGGAAAAGAGCAUUACAGGACCGUACGCAAUUCAGCGACCGAGAUUUAGCCACCCUUAAGAAAUACUGGGAUAAAGGUAUGACCAGCCUUGGGUCGGUUUGCAGAGAGAAAAUUGAAGCCGUGGCUGCGGAAUUAAACGUUGACUGUGAAAUAGUAAGGACUUGGAUCGGAAAUAGGAGACGGAAGUAUCGUUUGAUGGGCAUUGAAGUCCCUCCCCCGCGAGGUGGCCCUGCCGUUUUUUCGAGUCAGUCUGAUUCCAGUGAUAAAUCGAUACCCAUUCCAGGCGAUGAUCCCCUGACUGAUAUAGGAGAGGAUAAUGACAGGAAUGAUGAAGUGUCCAUCUGCUUAUCGGAAGGAAGCUCCCAAGAAGAACACAAUGAAGUUCUUCCAAAUGAAGGCAUGGGCCACAAAGAAGAGGACCACACUACUGUAUCUUCAGAUAAUGUGAAAAUAGAAAUAAUAGACGAUGAAGAAAGCGAUAUGAUAAGUAAUUCUGAAGUGGAUCAGAUGAGCUCUCUUCUGGAUUACAAAAACGAGGAAGUAAGGUUCAUUGAGAGUGAACUGGAGCAUCAAAAACAGAAGUAUUUUGAACUCCAGACUUUCACAAGAAGUUUGAUACUUGCUGUGAAAACAGAUGAUAAAGAUCAGCAGCAGGCACUUCUAGCCGAUUUACCUCCAGAAUUGGAAGAGAUGGAUUUCAACCAUACAUCUCCAGAACCCGACGAUACCUCAUUCAGCUUGUCAUCUUCAUCCGAAAAAAAUGCCUUGGACAGUUUGUGAUUUUUUUUUAAUUUUUUUUUUGACAAAAGGAAAACCACACACAGUAUAGUUUGUCUAAUGUGUACGUUUUGAACCGAUUACAUUGGGUUAGCCCAAUAUCCUUAAAUAUGAAGGAAGACGUAGGGUGGGAAGGCCAACGAGCCAAUUGUACAUUGAGGGCAUUUUGACAGUUUCUGCAAAUUCAGAGUUUUGUUGUUGACAAAUGUGAAAGCUACUUGAAGGCUGCUUCCGGCAGCUCUCCCUUGAUGAUGGUACCUUCAUAAUAACAUGAACUUAAUAAUAAACCCUUGACCUAGGAGGGCACUGAGAAUGGAAGAAUAGUCGUGAAUUCUGUUAAUAACUUCCAAAUGUUAAUCCGUCAGUCCUGCAGUGUGAUAUUUUGCCUUUUCUUGUUCUUUUCUCCUUCUCAGGUAGAUGGACUGAUCACUGGAAAUUAUAGGUUUCAGGAGAUGAGUGGGGAUAACUUGGGCCUUCAUUCAAAUGAUGAUCAUUCUAACCAGGGAUCAAACAAAGAAGUGUUGGUCUUUUUUUUUUCUUUGUUCUGUAUAUAGCAGCAAAUAUCUUCUCUUCAUUUUGGGAUGAUGAAAUAUCCUGGAAUAUUUUCAUUACUGAAAAAAAAAAGCAAAUCUAUUUAUCUUAGCUCUAAUAAAUUAUUUUGUGUAUAUCA
Molecule: messenger RNA, 2976 nt
Organism: Thamnophis elegans (Western terrestrial garter snake)
Lineage: Eukaryota; Metazoa; Chordata; Lepidosauria; Squamata; Natricidae
Product: highly divergent homeobox-like
Biological process (GO): regulation of transcription by RNA polymerase II
Molecular function (GO): DNA-binding transcription factor activity, RNA polymerase II-specific; RNA polymerase II cis-regulatory region sequence-specific DNA binding
Source: RefSeq, a predicted model, not a curated record